This is a messenger RNA of Prorocentrum cordatum, 3972 nucleotides long. NCBI's taxonomy places the organism in Eukaryota, Dinophyceae, Prorocentrales, Prorocentraceae. The record is from the annotation of a GenBank genome assembly.
AUGGCGCGAGGGGUCUCGCGGCGGCUCUGUCCCGAGCGGCCGCGCCGAGCGCAGUUCUGCCAAGGCGGCGCCCCCGAGGCCAGCGGGGGCCCGCCCUCGGAGCUCGCGCAGGCGCUCCAGAAGGAGGUGGAUCCCUCGCGCCAGAAGAACAACGAGCCCAAGGAGGCCGCGCGCUCCGAAUCGGAUCCCGAGACGAAUGCCCGGCGCCAGGAAAUGCUGCGGCGAGCAGUGCGGUGGGCCGCGCAGACCGCCCCCGCCGACGCGGUGGCUUCCCGCGAGGGCGAACUCGCGGCGCUUCGCGAAAGGGAUCGGGCUCUCCGGGCCAGUGGCGCCGUGGAAGAAUGGUUCCGGGGGGUGGACCCCGCCAUGCGGCGCGUCGCACAGCACGUGAACGGGCCUCUCUGCGCAGAGAUCGCGGAGCGCAUUGCCUUCUGCGACCCAGGCUGCGUGGAAUUCUUCAGGGCGGGGGCGCCCCUCGUCGGCGAGCUCCCGCGGUCGGGCCACGGCAGCCCAGAGGUGUUCCCUCCCCGUCUGGGCAUCGCGGAGCUGCUCGGCAACGCCGAGUCGACAAAUCGCGACAUUUCCGGUGGCCUCCGCGACGGCGCGCACGGCGACGCCAUCCUCCGCAAGACACGGGACGAGGCCGAGCUGGGGCGCAUCAGUUGCCCGGUGCCGCUCCGCGACGUGUGCCUGGACGGGGCCGUCAUCGCUCCGAGGUUUGCGGUUGAGCAGCUCCGUGAAGACGGGUCCUCGAAACUCCGGUUGGUCGACGACAUGACCAAGGCUAGGAUUAACGAGGCGACGCGGCCUCAGGAGCGGCUCCACCACGAUGCCGUGGACGCGCUUUUCGAAGCAGCUCGCAUCUUCCAGGCGGCGCGCGUGCUCUUGCGGAUCGCCGCGCUGCGAUACGUGGGUGAUUAUUUUGGGCCGGAUCACCCCGAAGUGGUGGAGCACGCAGCAGCGCAGCUGGCGGAGCUAAUUCAGCUGAUGCUCGGCCCAGGCGCGGCGGCGCCGGACAAGAUCGCCUGGGGGCCCCCGCUGGUCAUCCUCGGCCUCGAAAUCAAGGCGGGGCGGCCUUGGCGCGACGCGCCGGCCGGCCGGCCGUUGUACGCGCAAUCGCAUCGCGGGGCAUCGAAGGCCCAUGAGCCGUUGACGCUUGCCCUGCAGUGGUGGCGCGAGGUCUUGGCCAUGGACUUGUGCCAAGCGCGGCCGUGGGCCGACAAAGCGCGGCCUCGCGCAACUCUCUUCGCGGACGCGUCGGGCCAACCACCGCGCGUGGCCGCGGUGCUCGUCACCGCCACGGGCAUCCGUUUCACUUCCAUGGUCGCCCCGGAUUCCUUGAUGGCGUCGUUCCAGCGUCGCCGGGACAACCAGAUUCAGGAGCUGGAGCUCCUGUCUAUCGCGCUGGGCAUGUGCACCUUUGCAGGCAUUGCUUUCGCGUGCGACUGCCCGCGCCGGCGGGCAGGUUGCGACUUGCAUAUUUACAGCGACAAUACCGGCGCGGAGUCUUGCCUGCGGAAGGGCGCCGCGAAAUCCUUCGACCACUCGUGCAUCGUCCACUCCAUGUGGAGGCGCGCGGUGGAGCUCGACGUUGACCUCGCGGUUUUCCGCGUGCCCACGGCUGUGAAUCUGGCCGAUUUGCCUUCUCGGCGCGCCCGUGCGCGCCGCGCGGUGCAGCGGGCUGGCCGCGGGACGGCCGUCGCCUGGGCUGCUGAUUUCCUGGCUGAGAACGGCUUCGCACGAGCCUGCGAGCUCGCCAGCGCAGACGCCGCAGACCUGGAAGGUUGGCCGGUCACCGCGCAGGCGCCCGUCCCGAGCGUCCUCGACCAGCUGGGCGCGCCGGUCGCGCUGCCAAUAACGCGCGGGCCCUGGGCGGCGCUCGCCGAGGCCGCUGCUCGCCUCCGCAGUCCGGCGGACGCGGCCCGCUGGCGGGGGGAGGAACGCGUUCGCGCGAUGCUGCAACCAUGCGCACGGUCGCUCCCAAGCGUGAGAAGCGGCCUCAAAUGCUGGGGGGCCUACUGCAUCAGAAUGUUGAAAUACCCGUGCAUGCAGCUCCCGCCAGCCUGCGCGGACCUGGUCGCCUGGGGCGCCCUCUUUCGCUGCGGGGAGACGUGCGCAAAUUACUGCAGCUACGUUAAGAUCGGCUGCCUCCUGACUGGGGUCUGCGUCGCCGUGUUCGACCGCCCCGAGGUCAGGCGUGCGCGCGCCGCCGUCCGGGCGCGGGCCGAUUGGACUCCGCGCCCGCGCUUGUUCAUCCGUAAGAGCGCGGUCGCCGCGCUGGUCGAGUUGGGCGCGCGCCGCCCCGAGUGGCUCCGCGCGUCGAUGCUUUUCCUUUUCGCCUACACGUUCUUGUUGCGUGUUCCCAGCGAGGCGUUGCCGGCCGUGCGCGUGGCCGACGCCGGCGACGCGCCGCCCUUUCAAGCGGCGCUAGUGCUGGGCAAAUCGGAGCUCACGCUGCUGCUGCGGCGGCGGAAGAACCGGCCGCAGGGCAGUCGCCUGUCGCGGAAGUGCUGGUGCUCAUCGUGCCGCGCCACGUGCCCCGUGCACACCCUGGGCCCCUGGGUGGCGCGUUGCGGGCUGGGCCGCGGGCUCUUCGGAGGCAUCUCGGCGGCUGCUGCGCUGCGGACCCUGCGCGAGAUGCUCGCUGCCCUCGGUGCUCAGCCGCGGCGGCCCGACGCGCCCCCCGCGCGCGGUUGCUUUGGCGACCGCGUGAAUUUCGCCUACCAAGGCAAGCAGGCCGCGCUCGAGGCGGACGUCGGGACCGCGGAGCGCGACCGCGCGGAGCUGCGCGCGGCGGUGGCGGACGUGUUCCAGCCGCUCAAGGAUGGCACGAUCGAGCAGGACACGGAGUCGAAGGCGGCCGCGCUGGUGACGAAGCUGCAGCGGCUGGUCCACAUGGAGGAGUCGCUGUUCACCGUGGCCCCCGCGGCGCUGGGGAAGGUGCCCGCGGCGCGCGGGCAGUUUGAGCUCAUGGUCGUCAACGAGAUCAGCCAGCAGUGCGCCAAGCGGCUCGCCGCGUUCGACGACCAGGUGGAGCAGGCUGCGCCGGCGAGGGCGGCGAACGCCGACGCGGUGGCAAGGGCGCAGGCCCAGCUCGCCGAGGCACGCGGGCGGCAGCGUGCGAGCGCGGAGGCCUUCACCGCGGCGCGCACGGAGCAGGAGCAGAGCGAGGCCAAGCACGUCGCCGCCGCCAAGGAGCGGAGGGAGGCGGGGCCCCGCCUCACCAGGGCAGAGAAGGCGCUGCAGGACGCGGCCGGCCGGCUGGAGGGCUUCCUCGCGGGCCCGGCCGUGAGUUUCGCCGAGCUGCGCACGCGGACGGCGGCGGCGGAGGAGGAGCCGCCGCUGGAGGCCGCCCCUGUCCCGGCCUCGUGCGCCAGCGAGGUGGCCGCUGCGGCGGGUGCCGCGGCGGCGGGUGCUGCGGAGGUGGCGGCGGUCGCCUGCGCGUGAUCUGGCCGUGACCUGCAAUCGGGCCCGGCGGAUAAUUCAAGUCGCUGCCCCUCGGCAGCGGCCGCACGACGGCGCGGACGGCCGGUCCAGGCGCAUGGAGCCAGCAGAAGGCACCUACGCACAUGCACCACCACGCCUGGCCAGGGGCCCCAUCCUGGGCCCUCGGGUGGCGUUUGACCCUCCUGGCCUCGGCCAGGACGGCGCGCAGGUCUCCCAGGAUGGCCCUCUGGUUACUAUGGUGGUGGGGCCAUAUAGGCGCCUUCUGCCCAGCAGUGGGCGUGCCCUCGGGCGCGCCGAGGCCUCGUGUGGGCAAUCCACGUCGGAGCUUCGCCAUGGCUCGUGCCACGAGCCAGCCGUGCGCCGAGAGGGUCUGUCCGAGUCAACUUGCCAUGUGCGGGGACGGGACAUGUUGGCUCUGACCAGAUCCGUAUGUAUGAUUGUGCCACGGCGGCAGCGCGAGUUGGGAGUCCGCGUUGCAGCAGUGUCUUGCUAAGGCAGCAUUGGGAGUGCAGUCGCCACAGAGAA